AUGAUGCCAGUAAGACAGUUUUGUGAAAUUAAGGAAGACAUAGCAACGCCAAAUAACGUACUUACUGAACCAUUCCGACCUUGCGAACUUAAUGUUGAUGUACUUACUGAACCAUUCCGACCUUGCGAACUUAAUGUUGCGAUAAUACAGCUUAAUUGCAAAAAGUCCACUGGCAAAGACGAUCAAUGGCUCCAAGUCUUCACUGCUGGAACUAUCCUGGAGAUCAAUGGCUCCAAGUCUUCACUGAUGCUGCAAAACUUACUGGCCCUUGAGACAAUCAAUGUUAACUAUACUGGAGAUCAUUUUUCAGGAAAUCACAGGCCCUUGAGACAAUCAAUUGAGACAAUCAAUGUCAACUAUUCUGCAGAUCAAUGGCUAGUCUGCACUGUUGAGGCUGCAAAACUCAUUUUUCAGGAAAUCACUAGACAAUCAAUGUCAACUAUCCUGCAGAUCAAUGGCUCCAGUGAUGUUAACUAUCCUGCAGAUCAAUGGCUCCAAGUCUUCACGGAAAGCCAAGGAAACGUUGGUGCAGGUGUCUAUUCUGAACUCUUCUCAUCAAUGCCUCCAAGUCUUCACUGA
Molecule: messenger RNA, 579 nt
Organism: Rodentolepis nana
Lineage: Eukaryota; Metazoa; Platyhelminthes; Cestoda; Cyclophyllidea; Hymenolepididae
Source: the annotation of a GenBank genome assembly